UUGGUUGUAACCUGAUUAAAAAAAUAAUAAUAAAAUAAAAAAUAAAAAAAAUGAAGUAACAAUACGGCCCUUGCGUUCAAUCCAUCAUCAAUGGCUUCCUCAGCUGCCACUCCUCCAGCAGACCGAAUUGAUGUAUUCUGGCACGAGGGCAUGCUUUGUCAUGAGGCGGGCAUUGGCGUUUUCGAUUCUGGAUUGGACCCUGGCUUCCUCGAUGUGUUAGAGAAGCACCCAGAGAACUCCGACAGGGUCAAGAAUAUGCUUUCCAUCCUCACCAGAGGUCCUAUCUCCCCCUACAUCUCUUGGCACUCCGGAAGACUUGCUCUCGUCUCUGAAUUGCACUUGUUCCACUCUCCAGAAUAUGUAAAUGGUCUGGUUGAAGCUGAUAGAGAUGGAGGAGGUAAGAUGAUUUGUGCUGGGACUUUUUUGAACCCUGGCUCAUGGGAUUCUGCGCUUCUUGCUGCCGGUACUACUCUAUCUGCCAUGAAGCAUGUGCUUGAUGGACAUGGCAAAAUUGCCUAUGCAUUGGUUAGGCCUCCGGGUCACCAUGCACAGCCUACUCAAGCUGAUGGGUACUGCUUCCUUAACAAUGCUGGUCUUGCUGUUCAAUUGGCUCUAAACCAUGGCUGUGCAAAGGUUGCUGUGGUGGACAUUGAUGUUCAUUAUGGCAAUGGAACUGCUGAAGGGUUCUACCGCUCAGAUAAAGUUCUUACAAUCUCCCUCCAUAUGAAUCAUGGUUCAUGGGGUCCAUCUCAUCCGCAGACUGGAUCUAUUGAGGAGCUUGGUGAAGGAGAGGGGUUUGGCUAUAAUUUGAAUAUACCCCUGCCAAAUGGAACAGGGGAUCGAGGGUAUAGAUAUGCCAUGACUGAGUUGGUUUCCCCAGCUAUUCAAAAGUUUGAACCUCAGAUGAUCGUUUUGGUCGUUGGCCAAGAUUCAAGUGCUUUUGAUCCAAAUGGAAGGCAAUGCUUGACAAUGGAGGGUUACAGAGAGACAGGGGGAAUAAUUCGAAACCUGGCAGAUACACACUCUGGUGGACGCCUUGUUAUUGUGCAAGAAGGAGGAUAUCAUGUAACAUACUCAGCCUAUUGUCUUCAUGCAACACUUGAAGGUGUGCUCAAGUUACCAUCUGCUUUAUUGUCCGAUCCCAUUGCAUAUUAUCCAGAAGAUGAGACCUUUUCUGUAAAAGUAAUUGAAUCUGUAAAAAGGUACCAGAAAAGCAUUGUUCCGUUUCUAAAAUGAGCUUAAAUUUGGAGUAGUUUGCUUUGAAUCCCAUUUUCUGUUUGUAGUUUUCCUAUCCGGUAUAUAUGACAUAUUUAGUCAAUUCAAAAAGCUUGUUCUUUUUUGUAA
This is a messenger RNA of Ziziphus jujuba (common jujube), 1344 nucleotides long. RefSeq names its product histone deacetylase 8. The record is from RefSeq and is a predicted model, not a curated record. The transcript is spliced from 3 exons. The coding region runs from base 91 to 1236 and encodes 381 amino acids. NCBI's taxonomy places the organism in Eukaryota, Viridiplantae, Streptophyta, Magnoliopsida, Rosales, Rhamnaceae.